Messenger RNA from Sphaeroforma arctica JP610, 1585 nucleotides. RefSeq lists its product as hypothetical. NCBI's taxonomy places the organism in Eukaryota, Ichthyosporea, Ichthyophonida. The record is from RefSeq and is a predicted model, not a curated record. The transcript has 7 exons. The coding region runs from base 10 to 1458 and encodes 482 amino acids.
UAAUACAGCAUGUUCCUUGCCAACAAAAAGGUGUCAAUCUCAAAAGCCGUCACAGGUCGAAGUGCCACUUCUGCGGUUAUAUAUUUAGUAUUUAAAUUGGCGGCGUUCACAAUAUGUCUAGGAAUAGUUAUUACAGUAAGUUUGUUGGCGACGAAAAAAAUCGAGUUUCCGUUGGUAGCAAUGAAGGAAACACGUUUAUAUUCGCAAGAAUACUACGAAAAUGAAUCUGGAGACGAUGUAUACCAACUCAAACAGCAUGAUCAUGUACAGGAUAUGAAACACAUUCAAGCCGACCGGUAUGGACAUCUGCAGUUCACAAACAACAACUCAUCAUGGGCAAGGAAUAAUAGCACAAUACGUAUGCAGGGAAGAUACUUCAACAAGUGCCCAGGUUUACCCACCGCAAAUCAGACUCUGAAACCUGCACCCUUGAUGAGAUACGCAUCCCCAGUGUACACAAAAAUAUCAGCAAAGAAAUAUAAUAUUCGGCGAUACGCGGGAAGAUUUCUCAGGGCAAUGAAUGACUAUGGAGUGAUUUACUACGCCACAAGCGGCACACUUCUAGGUGUUUACAGGCAUCGAGGGCAAAUUCCCGGCGACAAGGACAACGACGUCGAAAUCCCAUUGCGAUUAAAUAAGAGAUAUAUCAGAGACCAAAUAGACAUCGCUGUGGAGCUCACUAACGGCCAUAAUUCGGGUCGUGGAAUAGUUCACCAACAUCGCUCUCAUUUCGACAAGUCCGAUGAGGAGCAACUCGCGAGCCUGAAAAACAACUGCUCUGAAUUAUACGACGAAACAUCCGAUGUCGUACUACGAAAGGGUCUGAUGUGCGGCCUAAACGCUACGCAAUGGUCCGCGAUCUUGGACUCCAAUUUUAAAGCUUACUUCACAAGCUUAGGAUUUGGAGUGACUAUAAAAGACGCGGAACGAAAUUCAGCACACUACUACAUUCGAGAACCUUGUAGGGCCAAGGAAGACCCGUCAAUCAGACUAGAUCGGACCUGUUUUGCUUCAGAUAUAGUAUUUGUGAUUGAUCGCAACGAAAAGAAAUCGAACGACGCGACACAAUCAAAGAAGGCCAAACAAGCUUUGAUAGGGCGCACGUCUAAAUCACAAGAUACCAGGGUUGAUAUCGAGAAUCCAUGUGUCUGCUGGUUUUACAAUAUUCCUAUUCUGUGUCCAAGCGACUCGAAAGAUCUAUUAGAACGUGAUUAUGGUCCGGACUUUAUGACGCCUGACAGAGUACUAUCUGAGUACCGCCCAAAUACUCGCCUGGACAGUGGCAUACGUGUAGAGCACGUCAAGCACAAGAAGCCUGAAUCCAGACUACUGAGUAUACGAUAUAACAGUAGGUUCAAUCCCUACAUUACUGGGGCAUACGGAGACGGAGAAGCGGCCAAAUACGCGGUCAAAGUAAGGGCCGAUGAUAGCGUUACUGAUCAGCCGAUGAAUAAAUGAAUUAAUACUCCUACAUACAUAGUUGACUAUUUUUAGAUCAUAUAAAUUGUGUAUCAAUGUAUCACGGUGCAGCUAAGCGCUACAUAAGAGACGCUUGGCAGAAAGUGAUAGCAGCCAAUAAUCAUGC